Molecule: messenger RNA, 2422 nt
Organism: Callorhinus ursinus (northern fur seal)
Lineage: Eukaryota; Metazoa; Chordata; Mammalia; Carnivora; Otariidae
Product: carboxyl-terminal PDZ ligand of neuronal nitric oxide synthase protein
Molecular function (GO): nitric-oxide synthase binding
Source: RefSeq, a predicted model, not a curated record
AGGAGCCGGUCCCCCGCGGGUCACCACCAUGCCCAGCAAAACCAAGUACAACCUUGUGGACGAUGGGCACGACCUGCGGAUCCCCUUGCACAACGAGGACGCCUUCCAGCACGGCAUCUGCUUCGAGGCCAAGUACGUCGGAAGCCUGGAUGUGCCGAGGCCCAACAGCAGAGUGGAGAUUGUGGCUGCCAUGCGCCGGAUCCGGUAUGAGUUUAAAGCCAAGAACAUCAAGAAGAAGAAGGUGAGCAUUAUGGUUUCAGUGGAUGGAGUGAAAGUGAUUCUGAAGAAGAAGAAGAAGAAAAAGGAGUGGACGUGGGAUGAGAGCAAGAUGCUGGUGAUGCAGGACCCUAUCUACAGGAUCUUCUACGUCUCUCAUGAUUCCCAAGACCUGAAGAUCUUCAGCUAUAUCGCCCGAGAUGGUGCCAGCAAUAUCUUCAGGUGUAACGUCUUUAAAUCCAAGAAGAAGAGCCAAGCUAUGCGAAUUGUGCGGACGGUCGGGCAGGCCUUCGAGGUCUGCCAUAAGCUGAGCCUCCAGCACACGCAGCAGAAUGCAGACGGGCAGGAGGAUGGAGAGAGCGAGAAGAACAGCAGCUGCUCAGGGGACCCAGGCCGCCAGCUCCCUGGAGCCGAGAGGGCCUCCACGGCCACCGCGGAGGAGACGGACAUCGAUGCAGUGGAGGUCCCGCUCGCAGGGAAUGACGUCUUGGAAUUCAGCCGAGGUGUGACCGACCUUGACGCUGUCAGGAAGGAAGGAGGCUCCCACCCGGACCCCAAGGUCUCACCCCGCCCCCAGGAACCCAUGCUGGCAGCCUCGCCCUCGCCCAGGAUGCUCCUCCCCUCUUGCUCCUCGAAGCCCCCAGGCUGGGGCCCAGGGACGCCGCUGUCCAGCCAGCACCAGAUGCAGCUUCUGCAGCAGCUCCUCCAGCAGCAGCAGACGCAGACGCAAGUGGCUGUGGCCCAGGUUCACUUGCUGAAGGACCAGCUGGCUGCCGAAGCGGCUGCGCGGCUGGAGGCCCAGGCCCGCGUGCACCAGCUCCUGCUGCAGAACAAGGACAUGCUCCAACAUAUCUCUCUGCUGGUCAAGCAGGUGCAGGAGCUGGAGCUGAAGCUGUCAGGACAGAAUGCUAUGGGCUCCCAGGACAGCUUGCUGGAGAUCACCUUCCGCUCCGGAGGUCUGCCGGUGCUCUGCGACCCCACCACCCCGCAGCCGGAGGACCUGCCCUCGCCGCCCCCGGGUGCGGGCCUGGCCGAGCUGGCCCACCCGGCCGGCAGCCCCCUAGUGGACCACGGCGUGUUUGAGAACUUGAACGCGGCCCACGCUCCGAAGCUGCAGCCCAGCUGCUCCUUCCCCCACUUGUCCAGGCUGGUGGCCCCCAGCUCUGCCGCCCCGGGGCCGGUGGAGCCCGGCGGGCCGGGACUCUGGGUGGGCAGCAGUCAGCACCUCAAGAACCUGGGCAGAGCCGUGGGGGCCAAAGUCAACGACUUCCUGCGGAGGAAAGAGCCCUCGAGCCUGGACGGUGCGGGCGCCAUGGAGAUCAACAGGACCGCGGGGGCCCGGCUGGCCGGCGGAGUUGCUGGCGAGGAGGAGAGGUCAGCCCCGCAAGAAGCAUUCCCUCGACUGGACCCCCCGCCCCCCAUCACCAGGAAGCGAACGCCUCGGGCCCUGAAGACCACACAGGACAUGCUGAUUUCGUCACAGCCCGUCCUAAGCAGCCUGGAGUAUGGGACCGAGCUGUCUCCUGGGCAGCCCCAGGACACCCUUUCCCCUGCCCAGCCGGAGGCCCCUGUGGAAAUGGCAGAUAGGGGCGAGGCUCUGCCCAAUGGAGAAGUUUCCCCUUCCGUGCCUGACCUGAUUCACCAGGACAGCCAGGACGAGCCCAAGCUGAAGAUGACUGAGUGCCGAAGGGCCUCCUCCCCUGGCCUCCUUGAGAGGAACGGCCUCAGACUCAGCCCCAUCCACCUGGCCGAGCCACUGGAGGCCAGCAGCCCCCCUCCUCGGGCACGGACCUCCAGCCUUGACAAUGAGGGCCGGCACCCAGACCUGCUCUCCUUUGAGUAGGGCCUCUUCUCCCUGCCAAGCACCCCCCUUCCCCUCGGCCAUCUCCUUCCCUCGUACCCCUUGCCCCCCAGCUCUGUGUGCCCUUUGCCCCCUUGUGCAGAGAUCAGCGGAGAGCCAGUCCCCCCGUGUGGGCUGUGCAGGGCCAAGAGUCCCUCAGUCGUCCUCGUUAAAGGCCCGUGUUCCGUAAGCUCCUCUGGGUGCCGGCCGCAGCCCUGGGAUGUUGGAGCCCCUCUACUCCCAAGCUGCCCUGACUUCCCACUGGACCCCAGGGCCACCAGCCUGGGAUGAAGGCUCCUGCCGGCCUCCCACACGCUGUCUGUGCCCCCGCCCCUCUCCCUCCCUGCCCUGGUUCGUUUCUCCUGC